Messenger RNA from Sapajus apella (tufted capuchin), 2954 nucleotides. It is a transcript of the gene DEUP1, whose product is annotated as deuterosome assembly protein 1. Gene Ontology annotation, biological process: de novo centriole assembly involved in multi-ciliated epithelial cell differentiation; centriole replication. Lineage: Eukaryota; Metazoa; Chordata; Mammalia; Primates; Cebidae. Gene Ontology annotation, cellular component: centriole; deuterosome. The transcript has 15 exons. Bases 170 to 2128 code for a protein of 652 amino acids. The record is from RefSeq and is a predicted model, not a curated record.
CAGGCGGCGGGAGCGCGGCGGCGGGCGGCGGGGCCCCUUGGGGCGGGCCUGGCCGGGCGGGAGGUGACCUACGCGGUCCUGCGCCCCGGGCCUCAGACCUCUCGGGCAAGCGCGGCGCGGCGCAGAUUAAAAAUCAAGAAAUAUAAACCAGAUGUAGCAGUUUCUUGACAUGGAGAACGAAGCCCAUAAUACAAUGGGCCUACUUCAUAUGGGAAUAGGAAGUGAAACCGGAAAGGCAGGUUACCAGCUACCACUGUGGGUGACUGAGUCAAAUCCUGACGGGGAAUCUCUGGAACCCACCACAAGUCACACCCUCCAAGAGCUCUCCCAGCCAAGGAAAACAACUUCUCCUUGUGAGGCCGAGCUUCAGGAAUUAAUGGAACAAAUUGACAUCAUGGUAAGCAACAAAAAAUUGGAUUGGGAAAGAAAGAUGCGGGCUUUGGAGACACGAUUAGAUCUUCGAGAUCAAGAAUUGGCAAAUGCACAAACUUGUUUGGAUCAGAAAGGUCAAGAGGUAGGGUUACUUCGACAGAAAUUGGACAGUCUGGAAAAAUGUAAUUUAGCAAUGACUCAGAAUUAUGAAGGACAACUACAAAGCCUAAAGGCUCAAUUUUCUAAACUAACAAAUAGCUUUGAAAAACUGAGAUUACAUCAGAUGAAACAAAACAAAGUUCGACGAAAAGAAUUACCAUACCUUAAAGAAGAAACACCCUUUGAACUGAGCAAUUUGAACCAGAAAUUAGAGGAAUUUAGAGCAAAGUCAAGAGAAUGGGACAAGCAAGAGAUACUAUAUCAGACUCAUCUGAUUUCUUUAGAUGCUCAACAAAAAUUAUUAUCUGAGAAGUAUAAUCAGUUUCAGAAACAGGCACAAAGUUACCAAACUCAACUAAAUGGUAAAAAACAAUGCUUAGAAGAUAGCAGCUCUGAAAUUCCUCAUUUGAUAUGUGACCCAGAUCCCAAUUGUGAAAUCAGUGAAAGAGAUGAGUUCAUUAUUGAAAAACUAAAAUCAGCUGUGAGUGAAAUAGCACUAAGCAGGAAUAAGUUACAAGAUGAAAAUCAGAAGCUCUUGCAAGAACUGAAAAUGUACCAAAGACAGUGCCAGGCCAUGGAAGCAGGUCUCUCAGAGGUGAAAAGUGAGUUACAGUCACGUGAUGAUCUCUUGAGAAUUAUAGAAAUGGAACGAUUGCAAUUACACAUAGAAUUAUUAAAAAUAGGAGAGUGCCAAAAUGCUCAAGGAAAUAAAACAAGACUUGAAUCAUCUUAUUCGCCUUCUAUUAAAGAACCAGAAAGGAAAAGAAAAGAGCUGUUUUCAGUGAUACAGGAUGAACCAAAUCAUGAAAAAGAAUUGAACAAGGUAAGAAGCCAACUCCAACAGGAGGAAGAGUACCAUAGCUCUGAGCAGGAAAGAAUGAGGAAUGAAAUCUCUGACCUAACAGAAGAGCUUCAUCAGAAGGAGAUCACUAUAGCAACUGUCAUGAAGAAAGCUGCCCUUCUGGAAAAACAGUUAAAAAUGGAAUUAGAAAUAAAAGAAAAAAUGUUAGCAAAACAACAGGUCUCAGAUAUGAGAUAUAAAGCUGUCAGAACUGAAAACACACAUCUAAAAGGAAUGAUGGGAGAUUUAGACCCUGAACGAUACAUGAGUAUGGACUUCACUAACAGGCAACAUUCAAUGCAUACAUCUAUUAAUAAACUGGAAUAUGAGAAUGAAAGGCUCCGAAAUGAUCUUGCAAAACUUCAUGUCAAUGGAAAAUCAACACGGACAAAUCAAAACACCUAUGAAGAAACAGGAAGAUAUGCCUAUCAAAGCCAAAUAAAAGUGGAAAAAAAUGAAGAGAGACUUAGUCAAGAUUGUGAGCCAAAUACAAGUACAACACCUCCCUUGCCACCUUUGACAUUACAAAUCAAAGAAAUGACAAGUCCUUUGAUUAGUGACGAUGAAGUAUUCCCACUGUCUCCCCCAGAUAUGUCCUUCCCAGCAUCUUUAGCUGCACAGCAUUUCCUUCUAGAAGAAGAGAAACGAGCAAAAGAACUUGAAAAACUUCUAAAUACACAUAUUGAUGAACUGCAAAGACACACAGAAUUUACUCUUAAUAAAUACUCCAAGCUAAAACAAAACAGACACAUAUGAGCUUUUAAACUUUCUUAUUUGCUUCCCCCACCCCAAGAAAAAAAAGCUCUGGCAAAAUAUUUACAAAGCUGAUUAAUGAAACUGAGAAAUUCUAUUCUGUUUCCUUGAGUAAAUAAUUUCUGUAAGGCAGCUAGAAAAUAGUAAGUAUUUUGUUUGAUAAAGCUGUUUGUAUUUCUGCAUUAACAUACUAAAUUGUUCUGCUGUAGAGUUACUAUAAAAUAAACAUGACUAUUCCAAAAGAGAUUUUUUUUUCCAGUCUAAGGACUAUUUUGGAAUUAAAUAUGCAGUUUUUUCCACCACUUGAAUCAUGUAUACUGAAAACCCAUUUCCUCGGCAACUAUACAAAAUAAGGGAAAGGGAAGUGCAUGCUAUAUUCCAGAUACAAACGACUCAAAGGCAGCUCAGUUGUACUCGGUUUGAAAACUCAAGGAUUUUCUAAAUAAAAAUAUUUAUUUUCAGUUACGUAAACACUCUAAAAUUUAUUUUUGGAAAAAAAAAAGAUAUAGCUUUACUAUUUUUACAUUCACCUUUAUAAUGUCUUUCUGUUUCAAUACACUGAAGGUUGAUGAGAUGUGUAAUUUACAAAUUUAAAAUAUAUGCUUUUUUGUUAGUACUAAUGCUUUUUUGUUAGUACUAAUUACUUCAUGGACAUGAACAAGAUAAAGGAAAUAUAGAGCAUUACUGUUGCUACAUUUUCCUUUGUAAUCACCUCUGUUUUAAAUACAAAAAAAGAAUAUAAAAUUCAAUGGACUUGAAGCAUAAAUGCCAAAUCUGUAUAGAACAGUAGUAGCAUGGCUAUGAACAAUAAAAAUAGAAUUUACAAAUA